AGUGACCUUCGAGGAUGUGGCCGUGUACUUCUCUGAGAACGAAUGGAUCGGCCUGGGCCCUGCUCAGAGGGCCCUGUACAGGGACGUGAUGCUGGAGAAUUAUGGGGCUGUGGCUUCCCUGGCAGCAUUUCCAUUUCCCAAACCGGCUCUGAUUUCCCAGCUGGAGCGAGGGGAAGCACCCUGGUGCUCAGCCCCUCAGGGAGCUCUGGAUGGAGAGAGCCCCAGGGGCAUCUCCUCAGGGUUUCCGUUUCUAACGCUUGCUGGGAUCUUCCAUCUCGAGCAGGCAGAAGAGCUGUUGAACCUGAAACUGCAAGGAGAGCGUCCAAGCCUACUUUGUACAGAGGGUGUGUGGAAGAGUGAGAAAGAAGAUUAUAUUCUGAAGGAGGAAAUUUUUGAGGAAGCACAGAACCUCAUGGUGCUAUCAAGUGGACCCCGGUGGUGUGGCUCCCGGGCCUUGUGGCUUAGGAAAACCUGUGAAGAGGAGAAAAGUAGUUUAGGAAGAUGGCCUGGCUACCCCAGUGAGAGAAGUAUGGAGAAUACUACAAAUGAUAUUAUAGAAGUGAUUGUCAAGGAUGAGAUGAUCUCAGUAGAAGAGAGUUCGGAGAAUACCGAUAGCAAUAAGCACCUUGGUAUACAUCAGAAAAUUCUAAGUGAGCAGGUAUUCUAUAUAUGUGAAGAAUGCGGCAAAUGUUUUGAUCAAAAUGAUGACUUUGAUCAACACCAGAAAACUCAUAGUGGGGAGAAGGUCUAUGGAUGUAAGGAAUGUGGGAAGGCUUUUAGUUUUAGAUCACAUUGCAUUGCACAUCAGAGAAUCCACCAUGGGGUGAAACCCUAUGAAUGUCAAGAAUGUGCCAAAGCCUUCGUUUGGAAGUCAAACCUGAUUCGUCACCAGCGAGUACAUACUGGAGAGGAACCCUUUGAAUGUAAGGAAUGUGGGAAGGGCUUUAGUCAGAACACAAGCCUUACACAACAUCAGCGAAUCCACACAGGGGAGAAACCAUACACAUGCAAGGAAUGUGGGAAAAGCUUUACUCGAAACCCAGCCCUUCUUCGGCAUCAAAGAAUCCACACUGGAGAGAAGCCUUAUGAAUGUAAGGACUGUGGAAAAGGCUUCAUGUGGAACUCAGAUCUUGCUCAGCACCAGAGGGUCCACACUGGGGAGAAGCCUCAUGAAUGUUCUGACUGUGGGAAAAACUUCAUUUGCAAGGCACACCUUAUUCGACAUCAAAGAAUCCAUACUGGGGAAAGACCUUAUAAAUGUAAUGACUGUGGGAAGGCCUUCGGUCAGAAUUCUGUCUUGAUUAAGCACCAGAGGCGUCAUGCCAGAGAGAAACCCUAUUAAGUGCCAGACCACUCACCUUGAACAUUAGGGAGUACAUAAUGGUGGUACUUGUUUAUAAUUCUUAUGCUACUGGAGCCCCACAGACAAAAUGAGAUGACCUUCCGCCAUUUGCUAUAACCCUACUAGCCAGCAUUAUCUUGCCCUUUCUCCUGAACAGAUACCAUGUGCUGUAGCCAGACUAGUUCCCCUGUCCCACUGAGUUUAUACUAGGCACCAUUUAGUUGAGCACCUACUCUAUGUCAGGUACUGUGCUAACCACUUUACAUACAUUCUUUAAUUUUCAUAACAGUCCUAUUAAGGACUCAUUUUACAAAUGAGAAACUGAGGUUGAAAGAGAUUCUAAAACCCAUUCGAUGUUGCUCAUCUAGUAAGUUAUUGAGAUUGGAGCUAGGCCUGACUGCAGUCUACAGUUCUUUAUUUAAUUGUACGUAUUUAUGCCUCUCCCCAUUUUUAUUUGCUUAAGUUUUCCUGGGCUUUUAGUUUCUCUUCAUCAUCUAAGACCCAGCUCCUUCAGCUAAGCAGACCUCUUUUCCUCUUCUACUUGUAGUCAGUACCAUGCAAAUUAGUGUUUAAUUAUGUGCUGACUUAUAUUUUUCUACUAGUCUUAUGUCUCUUAGUCUUAAUGCCAGCUAAAUGGCUCUUUGAGGACCAACACUGCAUUUCUUUUAUGUUUUUCAUAUUUUGAAACUUACUUAGUUUUUGACUAGAUAUAACGUGCUCAUGGUAAAAAAAGAAAAUGGAAAUAAUUCAAAAUGGUAUUCAGUGAAAAGUAAAUUUCCUCGUCAUUCUUGUCUCCCAAAUGUCCCAGUUCUCUCCCCAGGCAAUCACUGUUACUGGUUAUGUAUUUUUCUAGAGGUGUUCUUUCUCUAUACACAAAUAUUUAUUGCUACUGCUUUCUAUAAAUCUACCUCACUGAAAACCUGAUUUGAUCUAGGUCACAUUGCAGUUACAUUGCCAACUCUAGGACCUUCCCUUCCUUAGAAGUUGUGGGCCUCCUCAAGGUGAGAAGGGAACUUAGGGAAAGCAGCAGAGAGUAGUCCA
Propithecus coquereli (Coquerel's sifaka) is the source of this 2383-nucleotide messenger RNA. RefSeq names its product zinc finger protein 662 (gene ZNF662). The record is from RefSeq and is a predicted model, not a curated record. Gene Ontology annotation, biological process: regulation of transcription by RNA polymerase II. The coding region runs from base 89 to 1342 and encodes 417 amino acids. Lineage: Eukaryota; Metazoa; Chordata; Mammalia; Primates; Indriidae. The transcript is spliced from 4 exons. Gene Ontology annotation, molecular function: RNA polymerase II cis-regulatory region sequence-specific DNA binding; DNA-binding transcription factor activity.